AUGGCCAGACCUAGUACGGUCACCGUUGGUAACAAGAGAGCCCGUAAAAGCAUUGGACCUCAAUCGUACCCAGUAACAGCUGGCGACCCGAUUCCUGUUGGAAGGAAAAAGAGGUACCGACCAGGAACCAAGGCGUUGAGAGAGAUACGGAAAUACCAAAAGACAACAGACUUACUUAUAAGAAAACUGCCAUUUGCAAGAUUGGUGAGAGAAAUAGUUGGUGACUAUUUAGGGUUUGACAAUCAGUUACGAUGGCAGUCAGUUGCUAUCCUGGCAUUACAAGAGGCUACUGAAGCAUUUUUAGUCCAUUUAUUCGAGGAUACAAACCUUUGUGCUAUACAUGCAAAGCGAGUCACUAUAAUGCAAAAAGACAUUCAAUUGGCAAGGAGAAUCCGUGGUGCUUGGGGUGGGCUCGGCUAG
Molecule: messenger RNA, 420 nt
Organism: Sugiyamaella lignohabitans
Lineage: Eukaryota; Fungi; Ascomycota; Dipodascomycetes; Dipodascales; Trichomonascaceae
Gene: HHT2
Product: histone H3
Exons: 1
Coding region: 1-420 (139 amino acids)
Cellular component (GO): nucleosome
Molecular function (GO): protein heterodimerization activity; structural constituent of chromatin; DNA binding
Source: RefSeq, a predicted model, not a curated record